AUGGAUUCCCCAACUUUAGAUAUCUCUGACUUUCUCUAUCCACAGACAAGUUCUGAGGGCUCCAACUGGAUCGAAUAUCUAACGGGCUGCUUCGAAGGCUCGCCAUUUGGUUGUACGAAACAUUUGUGGAAUUUUGCGUUCGCUGGUGCGGAUAUCACUGCUGCUCUGUUUGCUCUUUUCAACACCCUCAGCGUCCACGAGAAGCUCAAGUUCUCUAGACUCCCGCUACACCACAAUUUCACGACCUCUCUUGUUGAGCAAGUUAACCAAUGGACGAAAUUCGCUUCCCGUGCCAUCCCUCAUCCUCGUCACAAGACUCUGACCGUCUGGUGGAUUGGCAUAAACGACACUGGCGACACCUUCAAGAACGCUUCGAUCACCAACUUUCCUGCUUUCUGGGAGACUGAAAUGGUGGCAUACUUUGAUGCGGUGCAACUAGCGCAAACCAACGGACUUGAUACACACCUUUUCAUCAAUGUUCCUGCGGAAGAACGCAAUCCAAGUUUCGUUGGCAGCUCCAAUGCCGCCAAGUUCAAGCAGAACAUCGACCAAUUCAACACAGUGCUUGCGGAACACGUUCAAAGGUUCAAAAACACCAACCCAGACGCUGUCGUCAUGACCUUCGACUCGAACGCACUUUUCAACUCAAUCCUUGACAGUCCUACCGAGUUUGGGUUUACCAACACUACUGGAUUUUACACAUGCGCCGACCCAACGGGAUUUUUUUGGUAUAAUUCUGGACACCCGACCCAAGCUGUUCACAAGCUUAUAGCUCAAGCUAUCGAGGCAGAAUUACGCAAUCCAACAUUCAUAGGGACAUCAACUACUGAGUUUAUGUACAAAGAAACAAUAAAAUACGACGAAUGA
Molecule: messenger RNA, 867 nt
Organism: Mycena indigotica
Lineage: Eukaryota; Fungi; Basidiomycota; Agaricomycetes; Agaricales; Mycenaceae
Product: Carbohydrate esterase family 16 protein
Exons: 7
Coding region: 1-867 (288 amino acids)
Molecular function (GO): hydrolase activity, acting on ester bonds
Source: RefSeq, a predicted model, not a curated record